Molecule: messenger RNA, 2007 nt
Organism: Aspergillus puulaauensis
Lineage: Eukaryota; Fungi; Ascomycota; Eurotiomycetes; Eurotiales; Aspergillaceae
Exons: 15
Coding region: 1-2007 (668 amino acids)
Biological process (GO): positive regulation of transcription by RNA polymerase II; DNA-templated transcription
Cellular component (GO): nucleus
Molecular function (GO): zinc ion binding; DNA-binding transcription factor activity, RNA polymerase II-specific; sequence-specific DNA binding
Source: RefSeq, a predicted model, not a curated record
AUGCUUUUCCGACCCGAGGAUAUGUCUACUUUCUCCGUGGAAAUUGAUGCCGCUACAAUGACGACAGUUCCAGGUUCCUCGCCGUUCGCGAAGAAAUAUGUGACGCGUGCCUGCGACACCUGCAAGAAGAGGAAAUGCAAAUGUGACGGCCUGGAGCCAUGUUAUAGAUGUGCAUCAUUCCGAUUAGAUUGCAGCUACAACGCUUCAUAUAAGAGGGUGAAGAGACGUAAAUUGGAUAAUGACCAAGCUCGAGCUGGGAGGCGGCCAAGUCCGCAACAAAAUGAGUCUAUCAGUAACAGCCCAAAUGGGACGGACGACGCUCGACUAUCGACAGAGACAGAAGGAGAUGCCGGAGACGCCAGCGCCCACGCCUUUCUCAAAAGCGUCUACACUCAUCUACAAUCAAUGGGACAAGUCCUUCCCCGUAAUCUUCAUCGACCAGCGGAGCAAAUCCUCGAGGGCGAUUCAGUCGCAUCCAUCUUCUUUCCGCCAGAACGCCAUUUUGCGCAGGAGUAUAUUGAUUGUUUCUACGAGCACUCUAAUGCCACGUAUCGGUAUAUCCCGAGGUCGCAAAUCGAACACCUCCUGGCUGGGUUCUACGGUCAGGAAGAAGAAUUCCUGCAGGAUGAUGCGAGUAUAGCCGUUCUGCUUCUUGUUAUGGCUGUUGGUUGUGUAUGGUUGGCUUCCUGGCGUAAUCUCGAUCUAGAAGAACAAAAGACCAAGGGUUCUCGACUGUUUAAAGCUGGAAGAAGAAGACUUGCUCAAGUAGCCACUGUAUAUCCACCAACCACCACUAUCUUACAAGGGCACGUACUGGAGUGUCAAUUCUACCUAGCGCUGAAUAUGUUUAAUACAGCUUGGGUUUCGCUGGGGAAUGCUAUACGACUAGGGCAAGUGGCUGGUCUCCAAAGAGCAGUCAAACAAGAGUAUAGUCUGAAAGAGUGGUCACGACGCGGAAUCUUUUGGUCGCUAUACAUGAUGGAUAGGUAUCUCUCUGCUGCAUUGGGUAGACCCAUGGCAUUGGAUGACGUCGAUAUCACCCUUCCCUAUCCAAGGCCUGGGCUUGAGGAAGAUUUGGGUAAGAAUGAGGUUGGCUUGACGAAAGGAGUAGUAGCUCAUAUAAGGCUCACCCAAAUAACGGGCAGGAUCCUGAAGCAGCUAUACCCAGCAGUCAAACACCCCAGGACCCCAAAGAGCGACGACAUUGUAAUGGACAUCGAGCUCGACCUUCAAAUUUGGCUAGAAGAAACACCCUCCUUCUUCCACCCAAAAAGUGAUGAUGACAGAAGUGAAGCCGGUGAUUGUUUGGCGUUUUUUGAGAUUCCAUGGAUUUUCAAACGACAACAACGAACCGUCCGAGCGGCAUACAAUUUCACUACCAUUCUUCUAUACAGAGGCUAUCUCCUCGAUGAGUUUCUACAGCCGAAUGUCCCCCGCCGCCGAAUACCAUCAUCCAAGCCAGCUGUUGAGAAAUGCGUUGAAGCAGCACUCCGGCUGGCAUCUUUCGCCGCUGAUAUUGAGGCAGACGAGACAUACAACUCGGUAUAUUGGGUAACAACCCAUUUCACGUUCUGUGCCAUCUCGAUAUUGACAGUGUAUAUGACUCUCUACAAUGACCCAGAUCAGCAGAGGAUUAUCGAGGCAGUCCUUGAAAGGGCCAUGAGAGGCCACCGGAAAUUAGACAACAGCAUUAACAACCAGUCACAACGAUUACUUGAAGAAUCAAGGUCCAUUGCUCAAGCUAUUCAGGCCAGUCCUCCUGAAUAUCCAUCGAGAAUGCAAAGGCAAGACUUGACAGCUUCACACCUCUGUGAAAGAAGUUCCACUAUACCCAUUAGCAACGAAGUCGCAGCACAAAGCGAUGAGCACUUGGAUUCAAUAUACAAUGAAACAGGAUGGGACCCCCAGGGCUACGCAAACAUCCUCCACGGCGAAGGUCUAGGCGUGAUCAUGAACAUCGGAUUCGACACCUCACUGAGUCCUCUAAAUAGCUUCCUCCCACCGUAG